AAGAAAGAGGAGACAAGAGUUGAUGAUUCAAAUAUGUGUUGUGUUUAACAAGAUCUCAGUCUGCCUUUUCGGCCAACUCAAAAGCCAUUACUGCAAAAGCAAUAGCUACCCUUUCUUCUUAUCUCAUCUUUCCGACCAUCAUCACCUUUCUCAACUAUAUCCUCUCUCUUUCUCUCUCCCUCUUUUUUUAAUCUUCAAGAUUUAUAUUAUUGAACUCGACAUCAUCCACUUAUACGUUUAUAUAUUCACUUGUUUGAUUUUGCUUUGAACUUCGUCUUUGACUGCUUUGCUGUUCUUUGCCACUUCCUUCUUCUUCGCUGCUGCUUCUUCUUCCUCCAUAUCUUCUUCACUGCUUUUGGUAUUCUAAUUUUGCAAAUUCUUCACUUGUUCAUUUUCCUGGGAGAGUAUUUACACAGUUGCAGAACUGUGAGGACAGGAAAAGUUGAAUAAAUCGAGCAUGAGUCAACCUAAAAUCAAGCGUAGAGUGGGUAAAUAUGAGGUGGGAAAAACAAUUGGCGAGGGAACAUUUGCAAAAGUGAAGUUUGCAAGGAACUCCGAGACAGGGGAGCCUGUGGCACUGAAGAUUCUUGACAGAGAGAAGGUUCUUAAACACAAGAUGGCUGAGCAGAUCAAGCGAGAGAUAGCAACAAUGAAGCUUAUAAAGCAUCCUAAUGUUGUUCGAUUAUUUGAGGUGAUGGGAAGCAGGACAAAGAUAUUUAUUGUCUUGGAGUUUGUUACUGGGGGAGAGCUUUUUGACAAAAUUGUAAACCAUGGACGGAUGCGAGAAGAUGAAGCUCGGAGAUAUUUCCAGCAGCUUAUUAAUGCAGUUGAUUACUGCCACAGUAGGGGUGUCUACCAUAGAGACCUGAAGCCGGAGAAUCUGCUGUUGGAUGCUUGUGGGAACCUCAAAAUUUCUGAUUUUGGAUUGAGUGCAUUGUCACAACAAGUCAGGGAUGAUGGCCUAUUUCAUACUGCUUGUGGAACUCCAAAUUAUGUUGCUCCUGAGGUUCUUAAUGAUAGAGGUUAUGACGGGGCGACUGCAGACAUAUGGUCAUGUGGAGUAAUACUAUUUGUACUGCUUGCAGGUUACUUGCCUUUUGAUGAUGAUAAUCUAAUAAACCUGUAUAAAAAAGUGAGCAUUUUACAGCUUUUCAAAGAACUAUUCUUUGUUGUUCUCUGUCCUCUGCUAUUUAUUUUCUUUCCCCACAUGCAGAUUUCAGCAGCUGAGUUCACUUGCCCUCCUUGGCUUUCUUUUGGUGCCAUGAAAUUAAUCACUAGAAUUUUGGAUCCUAACCCUGUGACUCGCAUCACUAUAUCUGAAAUCUUGGAAGAUGAAUGGUUUAAGAAAGAUUAUAAGCCUCCUGUCUUUGAGGAGAAAGAUGACACCAACUUGGAUGAUGUUGAAGCUGUUUUUAAGGAUUCAAAAGAUCACCUUGUAACAGAGAAGAAGGAAGAACAUCCAGCAGCUAUGAAUGCAUUUGAGUUGAUUUCUAUGUCGAAAGGACUAAAUCUCGGGAAUUUGUUUGAUUCUGAACAGGGAUUCAAAAGGGAAACAAGGUUCACAUCUAAAUGCGCUGCUAAUGAGAUAAUCCAUAAGAUUGAAGAAGCUGCAAAGCCUCUGGGUUUUGAUGUGCAGAAGAAAAACUACAAGAUGAAGCUUGAAAAUAUGAAAGCUGGGAGAAAGGGAAACCUUAAUGUCGCCACCGAGAUUUUUCAAGUAGCACCUUCUCUACACAUGGUUGAAGUCCGAAAAGCAAAAGGUGACACUUUGGAGUUCCAUAAGUUCUAUAAAAAUCUUUCGACCUGCCUCGAUGAUGUUGUCUGGAAAACUGAGGAGGACAUGCAAGAAAUUAAGUGAAAAUAGUGUCGCUUUUGUGUUAGCUUGCCAAAUGUGUCAUACUUGUUCUAUAUCUUCAUUCUUUAGCACCCACUUUUUGGGAACCAUCUUCUACAGUGUAGAAUUAGAGACAUCUCUUCAGCAAUUGUUUUCCUUGCUAGUAUUGUUGGAAAGCAUGGAAAAUACACACAGCCUUUGUUUGGUUUUAUCUUCAACUGGACGAUGUCAAGAACAAGAGAUUUGGCAAAUAAAGAUGUUUGUAUAUGUUUCCUUUUUGUUGUAUAUUUGCUUUUGGCUUUGAUUAUGCUUGUGUGGAAUUGUAAAUGUUGUAACUUUAAAUUUUCUUUAAUAGUGGCAUGGAGAAGUGAGAAAAAUGAUUAAGCUA
Messenger RNA from Manihot esculenta (cassava), 2222 nucleotides. Its product is annotated as CBL-interacting serine/threonine-protein kinase 3. Gene Ontology annotation, biological process: signal transduction; protein phosphorylation. Bases 458 to 1858 code for a protein of 466 amino acids. The transcript has 14 exons. NCBI's taxonomy places the organism in Eukaryota, Viridiplantae, Streptophyta, Magnoliopsida, Malpighiales, Euphorbiaceae. Gene Ontology annotation, molecular function: protein kinase activity; ATP binding. The record is from RefSeq and is a predicted model, not a curated record.